Molecule: messenger RNA, 1128 nt
Organism: Prorocentrum cordatum
Lineage: Eukaryota; Dinophyceae; Prorocentrales; Prorocentraceae
Source: the annotation of a GenBank genome assembly
AGCUGUUUUGGCCUGAGCCUUGCUCCUUCCUUCUGGGACGAGUUCUUGAAGCCCUCGACUCUUACUCGAUUGCACCCACACCUCAGCCUCGCCAUGCCCACCUCCCACGCCUCCGCUGGACGCUGGACGAAGAGCGACAGCCUGGACGACGACGCGCUCCGUGACCUGGAAUACGAUACCCAGGGCUACGGCAUCCUGGGACGGGAUCCCCCGGGCGCACCGACCCCGGACGCGCGCUGGCCGCUCCCACCGGGAGCUGGCGGCCCGUGGCCGCCCCGGAGCUCGCCGGCGGGGGCCUGCCAGCGCGGGGGCGCGCUCGCGGCGGCCCUGGACCGAUGGCCCGCGCCCGGCGGGCGCCCCGAGGAGCGCGGCGGCCCGAGAGCGCCCGGCGGCCCGUCGCGCCCGCGCGCGUCGGGCGACCUGGGGCCCGCGCCGCCAGCAGGGACGGUCCCGGCGGCCCGGCCGAGCGGCGGCGGCGUCGCAGCGGCCGCCGCGCGGGACACGCACGCGGCGAGGACGCCCCAGGGGCCCACGGCCCUGUGGUGCGCCACGAGCACGCAGGGCUGGGCCGCGGCGGCGCGGGAGGCCUGCCUCCGGCUCCCGCCGCACGGGCCCUCCGCGGCCGGCGGCGGGCCGCACGCCGACUUCCCGACCGUGGGGAAGCUCACGCGCUGGCUGGCGGCCAGGGCGCUGGCGGGCGGGGUGGCUCCGCCGGCCGUGGUGCUCCUGGGGUGGCGGGAGGCCAAGCCGUGCCUCCGCUGCAUGGAUGCCGUCGCCGCGGAGUGCGCGGGGCGCGCCGGCGACAAGCGGCAGGCGGGCGCGCGGCAGGCGCCCGCCGGUGGCGCGUCCGUGGCCGUCGUCCUGGCGGAGGGCGAGCAGCAGAGGGCGCGCGCGGCCAGCUUCGUGGCCAGCCGGGAGCGAGCCACGGGCAGCGACUGUCCCAUGGGGCCUCGGGCCCUCGUCGCCGGCAGCGCCGACGAGCUCUGGGACCUGCUGCAUGCGGUUGCGCCUGUCGCCCUGGCGAGGCCAGCCAUGGCUGGGGGUCCAGGCGCGCCCAGCAGCUGGACCAGGGAAGACGACCCAGCGGGGAAGUCGGCCGCCGUCAUCAUGCAAGUGCUGUCCUUGUGA